Tachysurus vachellii is the source of this 4206-nucleotide messenger RNA. It is a transcript of the gene mthfd1l, whose product is annotated as methylenetetrahydrofolate dehydrogenase (NADP+ dependent) 1 like. Gene Ontology annotation, molecular function: methylenetetrahydrofolate dehydrogenase (NADP+) activity; formate-tetrahydrofolate ligase activity; methenyltetrahydrofolate cyclohydrolase activity. NCBI's taxonomy places the organism in Eukaryota, Metazoa, Chordata, Actinopteri, Siluriformes, Bagridae. Gene Ontology annotation, biological process: tetrahydrofolate interconversion. The transcript is spliced from 28 exons. Bases 82 to 2997 code for a protein of 971 amino acids. Gene Ontology annotation, cellular component: cytosol. The record is from RefSeq and is a predicted model, not a curated record.
ACUGCGCGUUGUGUGUGUGUGUGUGCGCUCGCUCGCUCCCGUCUGCCCCUGCACUACCGGUAAGUCUCUGUGUUGGAUAUCAUGAAACUCUCCCCGGUUUUUGUCCACGCGUGUAGAGUCUCUGUGAGUCUACAGAGACCGUUGAUCCCCUGGAGAAGCUCGUUACCGGGGAACAGGACAGGGUUUUCGCUGCCGGUUCGGCGCGCGGCGUCCAGCAGCAUCGGCGGUACCGGAGCUUCAGAACCGGCUUCCAGCUCGAGUUGUGAGCAAACCGGAGACACGAGGGCACAUAUCGUCCGAGAGAUCCUCCAGAGGAGCAGAGAGGAGCUCGCUGCUGUAGUGAAAACUCACCCAGGUAUCAAACCCACCCUGGCCAUCAUACAGGCAGGUGAAGAUGACACUUUACUGGACAUCAAUAAGAAGAUGGCAGGAAAGGUCGGACUGAACGUGACGCAGAUCUGUCUGCCGAGCCUCUGCACGCAGGAUGAGGUCAUAGAGGAGGUGCUGAGGCUGAACGACGACCCGAACGUUCACGGCGUGUUCCUGUGUCUUCCUCCAUCUUUCCUUCCCCGCAGAGUUCUCAACUCCAUCAAACCUGAGAAAGAUGUGGAUGGGGUCUCGGACCUGAACGUGGGCCGACUGGUGUCAGGAGGUCUGUCUGAAGGCUUUCUCUCCCCGGUAACAGGAGCAGUGUUGGAGCUGCUGGACAGACACGCUGCUCCUCUGGCUGGGAAGAAGGCGGUGCUGGUGGGUCUGGACGGGCCUCUGAAUGCGGUGCUCCAGUGUCUGCUGCAGAACCAAGGUGUAAAGGUGCAGAUGAGCCGCUGGAGCUCAGAGCAGCUGCACAAGCAGGUGAAGGAGGCUGAUGUGGUCGUGUUGAUGGGAGACGAACACACGACUCUCCCAAACACCUGCUUCAAACCUGGAGUGACCCUCAUUAACUGUGGCCCUGCGUUACUCCCAGCGUUCUCUGCACACGACAAGAAGCCUGAGGCUGAAUCCUGGCCAGAUGUUGGAAUCAUAAGCGCAGCUGUCAGGAUGCAGAACGUGGUGAAGAGCAGCAGGAGGUGGGUGGAAGGUCAGCAGUAUCAGCCAUGGAAGCUCCGUCCCCUGAAGCUCCAGCCGCUGUGUCCUGUCCCCAGUGACAUCGAGAUCUCCCGAGCUCAGACUCCGAAGCCCGUAGUGCAGCUGGCGGAGGAAAUCGGCUUGUUGCCAGAGGAGUUGGAGGCGUACGGACGCUCAAAAGCCAAGGUUCAGCUCUCGGUACUCAAACGCCUGCAACAGCAACCUGACGGCAAAUACGUCCUGGUAGCAGGCAUCACUCCGACUCCUCUUGGUGAAGGGAAGAGCACAGUGACGAUCGGUCUGGUCCAGGCUCUCUCAGCUCAUCUCAAACUCAACUCUUUCGCCUGCCUCAGACAACCAUCUCAGGGUCCUACAUUCGGAGUCAAAGGUGGAGCAGCAGGUGGAGGAUAUGCUCAGGUUAUCCCUAUGGAGGAGUUUAAUCUCCACUUGACCGGUGACAUUCAUGCCAUUACAGCAGCUAAUAACCUGGUGGCUGCAGCCGUGGACGCGCGAAUGCUACACGAAGCCACGCAGUCUGAUAAGGCCCUGUAUAAAAGACUCGUGCCCUCAGUUAAUGGAGUGAGACGCUUCUCUUCCAUCCAGCUGAAGCGACUGUUGCAUCUUGGAAUCGACAAAUCGGACCCUAGCACCCUCACGCCUGAGGAGAUCCGCGCCUUCGUCCGGCUGGACCUCGACCCCGCGAAGGUCACGUGGCAGAGAGUUGUAGACACCAACGAUCGUUUCCUGCGGAAGAUCACGGUUGGCCAGGGCAACACGGAGAAAGGCCACAGUCGGCAGACUCAGUUUGAUAUCGCAGUGGCGAGUGAGAUCAUGGCGAUUCUGGCUCUGACUGACGGUUUGGCUGAUAUGAAGGUGCGUCUGGGCCGCAUGGUGGUGGGCAACAGCAGGAGCGGGCAGCCAGUAACAGCUGAUGAUCUCGGUGUAACUGGAGCUCUGGCUGUGCUGAUGAAAGAUGCCAUCAAACCCACUCUGAUGCAGACGCUGGAGGGCACGCCGGUGUUUGUGCACGCCGGACCAUUUGCCAACAUCGCACACGGAAAUUCGUCAGUGCUGGCGGAUCAGCUGGCUCUCAAACUGGUUGGAGAGAACGGCUAUGUGGUAACGGAGGCAGGUUUCGGAGCAGACAUCGGCAUGGAGAAGUUCUUCAACAUUAAAUGCCGAGCCUCUGGCCUGAAGCCUGAUGUUGUGGUGUUGGUGGCCACCAUCAGGGCUCUGAAGAUGCACGGAGGAGGUCCGAAUGUAACAGCUGGAGUGCCGCUCCCCAAAGAAUACACAGAGGAGAAUCUAAAGCUGGUCUCCGAAGGCUGCAGCAACCUAAAGAAACAGAUCCAGAUUGCUCGUCUGUUUGGCGUUCCCGUGGUUGUGGCGCUCAAUGUCUUUAAGACCGACACAGAGGCUGAGAUCGAGCUGGUGUGUCAUACGGCUGAGGUUUCAGGGGCAUCGGCGGCUGUGCCAUGUCAUCACUGGGGGCGGGGCGGAUGUGGCGCCGUGAACCUGGCACACGCCGUGAAGGAAGCAGCAUCACAGACGAGCCAUUUCCGCUUCCUGUACAGCCUUCAGAGCCCCAUUGUGGAGAAAAUCCGCACUAUUGCACAGCAGGUUUAUGGCGCUGAUGACAUCGAGUUAUCGUCUGAAGCACAAACAAAAAUUGGCGAAUACACACGGCAGGGCUUUGACUCUCUACCUAUUUGCAUGGCCAAAACACACCUGUCUCUCUCUCACAUGCCGGACAAAAAGGGCGUGCCCACCGGCUUCAUCCUGCCAAUUAGAGACAUCCGUGCCAGCAUAGGGGCGGGGUUUAUUUAUCCUCUGGUUGGAACGAUGAGCACCAUGCCUGGUCUUCCUACACGCCCUUGUUUCUAUGACAUCGAUCUCGAUCCUGUAACCGAGGAGAUUUCGGGGCUCUUUUAACCAUCAACAAUUCCCACACACUCAACAGUGUCUCACCUCACCUUAAUAUCUCGGGUUGAUGUCUGAUGGUUCCAGCCACCUGGAGCAGACACACCCUAUCUUCAGGAACAAAAGUUCUUUCAGUAGCAUCUGAACAUUGUCCAUCAAUUCAUUAUACAGAGAUUGCAAAAAUGAGAACUCUAGUUUGUUUGUUUCUUUCUUUCUUUCUUUCUUUCUUUCUUUCUUCACAAUUUACUGCAGUUUAUUUUUUACAGAUUUAUUAUUUUAUUAUAUUCGAUCAUAUUUUCUAAUGUCAUUGAUUCCAAGUAUUUGGUUGCAGUUUCUUUAUUGCACAAAUUCGUGUUGAGUUCAGAUUUCAUCCUCAAUCAAUUUUAUUUUUCCCAGCUUGUGUGUUUUAAAUCCAGUUUGCACAGUUGGUCAAAUUUUAUGGAUUUAUGGAAAAACCCUUGAGUUACUAUCUGAAUCAUAUGUAAAUUGAUUUUGGUUGGUCUUUUUUUUUAAAUUCAGUUGUCACAUGUAUUUAUAAUUCUGAUAUACACUGUACACUUCUAAUACAGCUGUGAUCACCCCGUCGUCAUUACGUCACAGCAGUCUUGAUUUUGUCAUUACAUUGCCUCAGUAGUCAUUAUAUCACCACAGUCAUCAUUAUAUCACCAUUGUCAUUCUCACCAGUCUCGAUUCUGUCAUUACAUCACAGCAAUCAUCAUUACAUCACCACAGUCAUCAUUACAUCAGUGCUGUCAUUAUGUCACAGCAGUCAUUACAUCAGUGCUGUCAUUAUGUCACAGCAGUCAUUACAUCAGUGCUGUCAUUGUCACAACAGUCAUCAUUACAUCAGUUCUGUCAUUAAGUCACAACAGUCAUUACAUUAGUGCUGUCAUUAUGUCACAGCAGUCAUUACAUCAGUGCUGCCAUUAUGUCGCAACAGUCAUUACAUCAGUGCUGUCAUUAGGUCACAACGGUCAUUAUUACAUCAGUGCUGUCAUUACGUUACCACUGACAUUGUUGCGUCCCCACAGUCUUGAUUUUGUCAUUAAGUCACCACAUGACCAUGAUUGUCACCACAGUCAUUACAUCACUGCUGCCAUUAUGUCACAUCAGUCAUCACUGUCACCACAGUCUUGAUUUUGUAAUUGUUACCACAGUCGUUUUUUCUACUUGUGCCUUGACAUGCUUUUGUAUGUCUUGUAAUAAAUUUUAAAUAGUUAA